AUGAUCGGUGUGCAAGAUCGACAAUAUAAUUUGUAUACUCGUAAAAGUAGCGAAAAGACGUCAUAUUGCAUCAGUAAUUUGAGAGGAGCAUCCAACUCUGCAUUUCUUCAUGCAUGCAUGAUAGGAUUUUCCGAAGAAGAAAACGAUUCAGAUUCGUGGCAAACAUUAGAAGAUACGGCCAGUUUCUCCGGUAUACCGGUGGUCGUGUUCGCGAUUAUUGGUGCAAUCGUACUGGUUGUAGCCAUUCUGUGCAUCCUGGGUGUUGUUCGACGACAACUAUCAUCAGCGCGUACCGUUACAAAUCUUUGA
Anisakis simplex (herring worm) is the source of this 309-nucleotide messenger RNA. Lineage: Eukaryota; Metazoa; Nematoda; Chromadorea; Rhabditida; Anisakidae. The record is from the annotation of a GenBank genome assembly.